AUCCAAAACGAAUAUAAACAUGGACCCUUAUGAGCUGGAGUGCCAGGAUGAGGUUAAAAUCUGGAAUGAUGGACUGUGUUGCACAUGAGCCUUGGCCAUGUUGGACAUGGUCACCGCAAAUUGAAUCAGUGUCAAAAUCUUGAAGGCCAGGCAAUUGCAGCAACCUGAUUUUUCUAAGCAUGUCAUCCGUCCUCGUCAGCGUUGGAAUAGCUCUGCUCUCGCCUCCUUAUCCACAAAACAAGCUUAGGCUACGGUCGUUCGAAGUGCCAUCUGGGUGAGAUGCUUAUCGGCAUGCAAAGCUGAAAGAGCCACGACUCGACAAGUGUUCAUUAACAUUUCCACGUGACAUUACAAGAAAGGAGUGUAAAGGCCCGGAUCAACACUUUUGAACCGGCCUUAAUUUUUGUCUUUAGCAUCUAAUGAUAUGUAUUUAUAGGCUAAAUUACUUCCUCGGUAAUGUGUAUAUAUGAUCUUCAUAACUCCAAAGAAGGCGAAAAUGAAUCAAGCAAUUCGAUCAGUUGGAGCUCAGCCAUCAGCAAUUUUCUCCUCUACUCUGCAAUCUUCUUUAGGGCGCAAAAGUUCAUCGAUCAGCUUCAGGGCUGUCACGAGUUCUUCCAGGCGUCCAGAAAAUCCACAGAGCAUGGACCAGAAAUUAGAAAAUAAUCCAAAGGAAAAAACUGGGGACGUGAUGUCUCAUUCAUUUGGAGAGGGAUAUGCCACGAGAUCAGAUGAAGAAGGAUUUGGAGGGACUUAUGGAGGAAAUCAGAGUGAAUCCGAAAUACAAAUGGACAAGGAGAUUCAUGAAAAUCAUCCAGCUUAUGACAAGAGUCAGGGGAGUGAAGUGAAGGAGAAGGAGAAAGCCAGGCACCAAACUCACGCAUCGAGUUAAACCACUGGGAAGAUGGAGAAUAAUUGAUGUUUAUUUAUAUCUAUUUGAGUGCGACUAAUCUGUCUAUAUGACUAUGAAUGAGAGUUGCUCAUGUUUUUUUUUAUGUUUAUUAUUUUGUAUUUAUGUUCCUCGGACGUCAUCAACCCCUUUAAUUUUUGUUUUAAUGUACUGAUUCAGCAAAUGUUAUUUUUUAUGGUCCUUCAAACUCGAUUUGGCGUAUAGUUUUAACUGUUUUAUUUUAUCGGUGAUCAAAUUUUACCUAUCUGGAAACUGAUACAACAAAUCUGAUAUGAAGAUGAACAAAUUCUGCAUUUCCAUUU
Durio zibethinus is the source of this 1209-nucleotide messenger RNA. RefSeq lists its product as uncharacterized. Lineage: Eukaryota; Viridiplantae; Streptophyta; Magnoliopsida; Malvales; Malvaceae. The record is from RefSeq and is a predicted model, not a curated record.